AUCGCAGUGAGUUUUCUAACACGAUUUUAUACAAAAAACAUUAAGUUUCCAAUAAGAAAAUGUCUAAAAAUGCACAAGUGGUCGACGGUGAAGCGUCUGAAAGCGAUUCUGAAAUAGAAGUCGGCAAAUCACCGGACCUUGACGUAACGGUGAAUACAAAGUCAUUUGUGAUCGCAGGAGAGGCUCCAGAAUCUGAUGAUGAAACAAAACUGACCAUACCACAAAAUCUGCCGGAACUAGAUUUACCGCUGCACAGCGUACUCCAACCAUCUCCAUCACCAGCGCCUCCUAACUCCAACAUUUACAACUCAUUGCUGCAUCAGAAACUUUGGGAAUGCAACGUGUCAUUCAGGGCUACCCUCGAAGGCCUUAUAAAGCAUACAACAGAAAUAUCAGUGGAGAAGCUGACAAGAGCCGACAAAACAUUACUUAAUGUACAAGAAAGCAUGAGGGCUACAAAUGCUAAUCUGACAUUAGCUAGAGCUCGUUUGAAACAACUUCACGCCGAACUAGAGAAGGCGAACUGCAGCGCUGCUUUACCUACAGUUAAAAUAAAAUAAAUA
Messenger RNA from Spodoptera exigua (beet armyworm), 563 nucleotides. The record is from the annotation of a GenBank genome assembly. NCBI's taxonomy places the organism in Eukaryota, Metazoa, Arthropoda, Insecta, Lepidoptera, Noctuidae.